AUGAAGGACCAAGUGUUGGGCUCCCCAAAGCUGCUUCCCUCUUCAGCGGAGGAGGAAGCAGCACAGGCUCCCCCAGGCCCUCCCGAGAGUUCAAGGUCUGGAGGAAACACCCAGCUUUGGAGAGCACAGAAAAUAAAACAGGCCAUCAUCCACCCGGACACCAACGAGACCAUUUUCAUGCCUUUCCGAAUGUCAGGUUACAUUCCUUUUGGCACGCCUAUUGUGGUGGGUCUUCUACUGCCAAACCAGACCCUGGCCUCCACCAUCUUCUGGCAGUGGCUGAACCAGAGCCACAACGCCUGCGUCAACUAUGCAAACCGGAACGCAACCAAGCCGUCACCGACCUCCAAGUUCAUCCAGGGCUACCUGGGGGCCGUGGUCAGUGCCGUCUCCAUCGCAGUGAGUGGCCCUUUAAGCCUUCUUUUCCCCCCCCUCUUCGGUGGUUGGGGGAGUGAGAAGCAGCAAGAACCCCCCGCCCACAGCCUGUGGAGUGAGGGUCCCCACAGGGCUGGAAUGGGAGGGGCGUGA
Molecule: messenger RNA, 528 nt
Organism: Thamnophis sirtalis
Lineage: Eukaryota; Metazoa; Chordata; Lepidosauria; Squamata; Natricidae
Source: RefSeq, a predicted model, not a curated record